Sturnus vulgaris (Common starling) is the source of this 1157-nucleotide messenger RNA. RefSeq names its product TNF alpha induced protein 6 (gene TNFAIP6). Gene Ontology annotation, molecular function: hyaluronic acid binding. NCBI's taxonomy places the organism in Eukaryota, Metazoa, Chordata, Aves, Passeriformes, Sturnidae. The record is from RefSeq and is a predicted model, not a curated record. Gene Ontology annotation, biological process: negative regulation of inflammatory response; cell adhesion.
AUGAUUGCACUGCUCCUCUUCUCUGCCCUGCUCUGGGACCAGGCUGCAGCCUGGGGCUUCAAGGAUGGAGUGCUGCACAACUCCAUCUGGUUAGAGCGAGCGGCAGGCGUGUACCACCGCGAGGCGCGCUCGGGCAAGUACCGGCUCACCUACGCCGAGGCCAAGGCUGUGUGCGAGUACGAGGGAGGACACCUGGCCACCUACCAGCAGCUGGAGGCAGCCCGGAAAAUAGGUUUCCACGUGUGUGCUGCUGGCUGGAUGGCAAAGGGCAGGGUUGGUUAUCCCAUAGUAAAAGCUGGAGCCAACUGUGGCUUUGGCAAGACUGGAAUUGUUGAUUAUGGAAUUCGCCUCAACAGGAGCGAGAGGUGGGACGCCUACUGCUACAACCCCAACGGGAAGGAGUGUGGCGGGGUGUUCACAGACUCCAAGCACGUGUUCAAGUCUCCGGGGUACCCCAACGAGUACGAGAACGAGCAGAUUUGUUACUGGCACAUCCGGGUGAGGUACGGCCACAGGAUCCGGCUGCAGUUCCUGGAGUUCGAUGUGGAGGAGGACACGGCGUGCCUGGCCGAUUUCCUGGAGGUCUACGACAGCUACGACGACAUCAACGGCUUUGUGGGCAGGUUUUGUGGAGAUGAGUUGCCAGAUGACAUCAUUAGCACAGGGAAUGUGAUGACACUGAAAUUCCUGUCGGACGCCUCGGUGACAGCAGGAGGCUUCCAGAUCAGAUACACCACCCUGGACACUGCCACGGGCAGCAAUGCCACAUCCCCAGGGAAAAACAACUUUUUACCUGGAAAAUUCGGCAUUAUGUGAGCACAGAAGUUUUCCACCGAACUCACAAGAGAUUUCUUCCAUGGGAGUUUCUCCUCUUUGGCUUUUCCAUGUUGUUAAUAAACGACACUAGGGAAUAAAUUAUAAAAUAUGCUUAGGUGGGUCACAGAAAACUGCUUUUAGAAUGUAAGUACUGUAAAAAUCUGAAGGAUUCAUUGCUACCAAAGACUUAAAAAUUAUUUUUCUAUAUAAACUGCUCCUUCUCCUCAUUUCUUGCACCACUUGAACAAAUUUUUGUGUGACUGUUAGGACCAUUUUUAACCUUCUCUCUUCUCUCCUUAUUUCCCUUGAUUUCCACAUAUUUAUUUUUUAGAUUGUUGCUU